AUACCUUUUGUACGAUGUAAAUCCUCCCGAAGGGUUCAACCUUCGAAGAGAUGUCUACAUUCGACUUGCUUCCCUUCUAAAGACCCUGAGGAAAAGUGAAAACUGGGUGUUAGUUCUGCCUCCCUGGGGGCGUCUUUAUCACUGGCAGAGCCCUGACAUCCUUCAGGACCGGAUCCCUUGGUCUGAGUUCUUUGAUAUCCCAAGCCUCAACAGGAACAUCCCUGUCAUCGAAUAUGAGCAGUUCCUUGCAGAGUCAGGUGGACCCUUUAUUGAACAGAUCUAUGUGCUACAAGGCUACGCAGAAGGAUGGAAAGAAGGAACAUGGGAAGAAAAAAUAGAUGAAAGGCCCUGCAUUGAUCAGCUCAUGUACUCCAAAGAUAAACAUGAGUACUACAGGUAA
This is a messenger RNA of Acanthisitta chloris (rifleman), 400 nucleotides long. It is a transcript of the gene POFUT2, whose product is annotated as protein O-fucosyltransferase 2. NCBI's taxonomy places the organism in Eukaryota, Metazoa, Chordata, Aves, Passeriformes, Acanthisittidae. Gene Ontology annotation, molecular function: peptide-O-fucosyltransferase activity. The record is from RefSeq and is a predicted model, not a curated record. The annotation marks the transcript as partial. The transcript is spliced from 2 exons. Gene Ontology annotation, biological process: protein O-linked glycosylation via fucose.